AUGCAUCCAAAGCUAUUCCACAGCCUAAUUUUCCUCGAACCGAUGAUGCAAGUCGAGCGGCCAAGUAAAGCAGGUCGCCCGAAUCCUGCACUGUGGUCCAGCACACGCGAAGAUACCUGGGCUUCUCGAGAACAGGCAGAGAACGACCUUCGAGAAAACCCCUUCUGGCGCCGUUGGGACUCUCGUGCCUAUAAUCAGUACGUGAAAUACGGGCUCCGAUCGUGUCCAACUGCGUUAUAUCCGGACGCCAGUACCACUGCUGUAACGCUCGCAACAACAAAGGCCCAAGAAGCUUGGUCGUAUCUGAGGUUCAAUUCAGCCCCGACAAGUGACAGGAAUUCUGUCGAUAUUGACCGGUUCGUCAAUGCAGAUCUAGCUAGGGUGCCCAAAGAUGGUGACUUGAAUAGCCCGGAAAACAUGUUCGUCGCACCUUGGCCAUGUAUCGCUUUUGUGUAUCUUCCCUACGUGCGCCCGUCGGUGCUGUAUGUGUUCGGAGAGAAGAGUCAUAUCAACGUCCCUGACCGGAGAAAGGAUAAGCUGCAGCGUACUGGUGAAGCCCUUGGAGGGAGUGGAGGGUUGGACAAGGGACGCGUAAGGCAGGAAAUUAUCCGAAAGGGUUCGCACAUGGUGCCGCUUGAGAAGGUGCACGAUACAGCACGUAUACUAGCGAGUUGGCUGGAGUCUCAAAUGGAGCUCUACAAAGCGGAGGUAGAAUUUUGGACGCGACAGUAUGAUAGCCAGAAGUCGGAGCGCGAUGGGCUGGCCUUGUCUUCUAUGUGGAUGGACUUUGUGAAUGGGCCUGCGGAUAUAAAGCGGCCAAGAAGGUCGAAAAUGUAA
Molecule: messenger RNA, 837 nt
Organism: Aspergillus puulaauensis
Lineage: Eukaryota; Fungi; Ascomycota; Eurotiomycetes; Eurotiales; Aspergillaceae
Exons: 1
Coding region: 1-837 (278 amino acids)
Source: RefSeq, a predicted model, not a curated record